UAUAGUUGCAAUGGCGGCUGCGGAGGAGGGCGGCGGCGUGGGGCCGGGUCGGAAGCUUUCAGUCUCUACCUCUGAGCCGGCGGGGACGCUCCCGUGUUUCGUUCCCGAGCAGGCGCGUGGCGCCGGGACAGCGUCUCCACUCAGUAGCGCCGAGACGUGGCCGCUGAAGCGCUAUGGCCGCUUUGUCUCCCCGGGAGACCCACCGUGUGGGGCGGGAGCUUCGGCUUCCUGGAAGGUUUUGGAGUCAAGUGAAGAAUCAGGCCAUCUUAUUCUCACCAUUGUUGUAUCUGGACACUUCUUCAUUUCUCAAAGACGGGCAGUACAGGAAGGUUUUUCAUUAAUUGAUGCCCACAAAUGGUUGAAGAUAGUAAGAAGAGCAGAUUGUCUGUUGUUUGGUUCAAGGUUAAAAAAUGAAUGCCGCAUGUUUCGUAUUCAGUUUGGUGGAGAUUCAAAAGAGCAGGCGCUGGAACACUGCUAUAAUUGUGUGCAGAAACUUGCAGACUAUGUAACAGUUCAGGUAACAGAUGAGCAAAGCCAGGAGCUGCACCAAGGACAUAGUCAGCUGGCUAACAGUGAAAGUCGAGUGAAGGACUUUGAACAAAACACAUCGAUGCUGCAUGGACCAAGUCACAUUAUAGAUAAGCCUCCAGCCCAGUCAUGCAGAAGCUUUCCAGAGAGACAGAGAUCCGUGACAGAGCUAGCACAGUCUGUGCUGAAGUCAUCAACAUUUGCGCUCCCCCUUGCAUAUCAGCAUUCCGUGUGGAGUGCUGAAGAAUUAGGACCUUUUAUUCGCCUAUGUCUCAUGGAUCAGAACUUCCCAGCAUUUGUGGAAGAAGUGGAGAAGGAGUUGAAAAAACUGACAGAAGGUUGAGGAAAUGUUAAUACAUUUCAGAACGUCUCUACUGGAGGAGAUGAUCUUGGGGAUUUGAGAAGAGUGGCCAAACCAAAUGAGAACACUUCAUGGGAGCCUAUAUUCAGUACACUUAACUGUUGAUGCAUACAUCAUUUUAGGUGCGCACUUAAUGAGUUUAAGAUAAUGUCAUUACAAAUGCUUGGAACUUGACCAAAUGAACACCAGUUUCCUCUGAAAUAAGUCCAUGCACUGUUUUCCAUGCCAAAUUGCAAGUGUUAAGAUUCUGCUGUAACCUCUGGUCAGCCCUCACUAAAUAAAGGGUAGAAAAGUGCAAUGGAUUAUGAAGAGCCACCAAUGGAAAAGGUGGUACUAUAACACAGGCUAUUCUGAAUCCCAGCCUAGUGCAUAUUCUGCUAAGCAAAAAGGGGGUUGUAAACAGAGAAAAAGACUAGUAAAGAGAAGUUUUUUAAAAAUUAAAAGUUUAUCAGCACACAUGUAAAGUUUUGUGGGCUGGUUGAGAGCCACCUUGGGACUAGUUUAGAGUUUUAUACUGCCACCCAUCACUACAGUGAGUAUGCAUCACUGUGCACCACUUUGCUAAGCUUGUUAGAAAUGCACCUAGGGACAAAGUCUCUGUGCAUGCUUUGUAGGCAUUUUUUACAUUCACAUAACUUGGCUGAACCAAAGCAGAUUUUCUCAGAACCCAGGAUAUGCAUUACUCCAUGUCAGAUUGAAAUUUACAAGCCUCGGCUGUUUUGAUAAGGCUGUUUAUUAAAAAAAAAAAAAAGUCUUUUUAAUGAAGACUUUCUGUUCUCCAUGGUAUUACUCAGAAAUGGUAGAGCUAUUUUCGCUCCAACUUUGCAAAGAAGUUCACCGUUGGGCUCAGAAAUUUUCAUCCCAAUAGGUGAACGUUUGAAGACCACUGAAUAAUCAAUCUGUUGUACUGCCUUAGCUACAGUAGUUAUUGUUGCAUAAGUUAUGGUACACUGGAACACUGUGGUACCUGUCUGAUACACGAGAAGGAUUCUCCAGUAUUAUAAAAUGAUAGUGAAUUAUGAUAUGGACAUGGUCACUCCCUGCUGCACCCGCUUCCCCUGAUCACUUGAAAACAUCACAUCCUUAUAGUGAGCGAUAAGUUUCUCACUAGGACAACUUGGGUAGGCUUUUGACAGACAACAUUGUAAGCAACUGGUUGUUACGUUAAAGUCUGUUCACCAGUCUGUCUCUUUCAUAAACCAGUUUCUCC
This is a messenger RNA of Gopherus flavomarginatus (Mexican gopher tortoise), 2099 nucleotides long. RefSeq names its product REC114 meiotic recombination protein (gene REC114). The record is from RefSeq and is a predicted model, not a curated record. The transcript has 7 exons. Bases 11 to 871 code for a protein of 286 amino acids. Lineage: Eukaryota; Metazoa; Chordata; Testudines; Testudinidae.